AUGAGAGAAAAUAAAAUUUUCACAGGUGAAAAUAUAUUAAUUAAGAAUAGUGAAGAGGGAAAAAAGCAAAAUCAAGCAAAUUUGCUGUUAAAUAAAUUACAAUUAUUAAAUACAAAUCUUAAAAAUGGAGAAAUUGCAAUAAUCAAAAAGAUUGAUUACAAUAAAAUUCAUAAAUCAAAUAAAAUAAUAUUAAAUAACAUCACAAACAGCAACAAUAAUAAUAAAGUUGACGAAUUAUUGACAAUAUUUACUAAAGAAAUUCUAAGAAAUUUAAUAGAAUUUCGAUAUCAUGGAAAUAAUUUAAAAUUUAUUAUAAUUGAAAUUAUUACAUCAUCAUCUUCACUUAACAAAAAUAAUAGUAAUAAAGAAAGUGUUGGCGAGCCUAAUGAUGAUUAUAAGGAAGAAGAAGAAAUAAUUUAUGAGGUCACAAGAGGAAUAAAUCUUACUAUUUUAUCAAAUAUUAUUAAAGAAAUUAUCGAAAAUGCAUUCAACAAUUAUAAUUUAUUUAAAGAAUUUGGAUUAAAUCCACCAAAAGGAAUACUUUUAUAUGGACCAUCUGGUACUGGCAAAACAUUGAUAUUUAAUGCAGUGGCAUCAGAAACAAAUUCAUACAAAAUUUUCAUAAAUGGUCCUGAGGUUAUUAGCAAAUAUUAUGGUGAAACAGAAUCAAAGUUGAAGAGUAUUUUUGAAAAGGCAUUGGAAAACUCACCUUCAAUAAUAUUUAUAGAUGAAAUUGAUGCUUUAUGUCCAAAAAGAGACCAAGUUAAUAAUGAAUCAAGUAAACGUGUGGUUGCCAUGAUGCUUACAUUGAUGGAUGGUAUAUCAAACAAAGGUGAUGAUAAAAAUGGUAAAGUGAUUGUUAUUGGUUCUACCAAUCGGCCCAAUUCGUUGGAUGAGGCAUUAAGAAGACCUGGAAGAUUCGACAAAGAAAUUGAAAUUGGAAUUCCCAAUUCCCAUUCAAGAUCAUUAAUAUUGCAAACUUUAUUAAAAGAUAUUCCAAGCUCAUUAACAAUUGAUGAAAUUGAAUCAUUUUCAUCAAAACUACAUGGUUAUGUUGGGGCGGAUUUGUCCGCAAUUUGUAGAGAAGCCGGAUUAAAAGUUAUAAAAAAUAGAGUUAGGAAUAAUAUUGAUGGUGAUAACGACGACGACAACAACAACAAUGAUAAAGAAGAUGAUAUUAAGAUUACAUUAAAAGAUUUAGAGGAUGCAAUGUUAAAAGUUAGACCAAGUGCAAUGAGGGAAAUAAUAUUAGAAAUACCAAAAGUUUAUUGGAAAGAUGUUGGUGGACAAAAUGAAAUUAAACAAAAGCUAAAAGAGAGCAUUGAAUGGCCAUUAAAGUAUUCGGAGAAAUUUAAAAAUUUAGGUAUCAAGCCACCAAAAGGCAUAUUAAUGUAUGGCCCACCUGGUUGUAGUAAAACAUUAAUGGCAAAAGCAUUAGCAACUGAAGCAAAUUUGAAUUUCAUAGCUGUUAAAGGUCCCGAGUUAUUUAGUAAAUGGGUUGGUGAAUCAGAGAAAGCAGUCCGUGAAAUAUUUCGUAAAGCAAGAGCCGCAUCACCAUCCAUUAUAUUUUUUGAUGAAAUUGAUGCUUUAACAGUUAAGCUUGGUGAUAGAGUAUUAUCACAAUUGUUAAAUGAAAUGGAUGGUAUAGAGGUUUUAAAUAAUGUUACUAUCGUGGCUGCUACAAAUAGACCUGAUAUAAUGUGCUUUGCUAAGACCAGGUCGUAUAGAUAG
This is a messenger RNA of Entrophospora candida, 1731 nucleotides long. NCBI's taxonomy places the organism in Eukaryota, Fungi, Glomeromycota, Glomeromycetes, Entrophosporales, Entrophosporaceae. The record is from the annotation of a GenBank genome assembly.